Racocetra fulgida is the source of this 3272-nucleotide messenger RNA. Lineage: Eukaryota; Fungi; Glomeromycota; Glomeromycetes; Diversisporales; Gigasporaceae. The record is from the annotation of a GenBank genome assembly.
AGGGUGUCGCAACCGGAAGUUUUGACUCCCCUUAUACACCAUGGAGUCCAAUUCCGAUGACCAAAUCAGAUGGUUCAUCCGAUUUUGUUGUUACUCUUGAUUUAAAGCCAAACACAACUUAUUACUAUAAAUUUGUUGUUGAUGGGCAAUGGGUUUUGGAUAAUCACUUACCUAGCCAUCCUGAUUCUAGCGGGAAUUACAAUCACGAGGUUGAAGUGGUUUCACCAUCUCCUACUUCAGCAAAGUGUGAUAAUGAAUUGGAAGAUGGCAAUGACAAUAAUGAUAAUAUAGCUAAUGAAAAAAACAUAGAACAAGAUACUACUCACGUAACCAAAGAGGAACUGGAUCAGUUAAUCGUACAGUCAAAAAAAAUGCCGAUGAAGAAUCAAGAAAUAAAUGAGCCACGUGAUGUUACCGUCGAAACAAUAACAGAUAAUGUUACAGUCACCUCACACAACGAAGAGAUACCAGUAAACUUAGAAGAAGCUCCAGAGAGUGUUACUGGAAAGGAUGAACAUGUGCUUAGCGACAAUUUUGUUGGAAAGAACACUACUGAAGAAGCUGACAACUUGUCACGUGAUGAACACGUUGAGAAUAGUUCUGAAAAUGCGAAGGAAGAACAAAGUGAAGAGACUCAUGUCUCUAAGGAAGUUAUUACUGAUUAUAAAACCAAUGGAGCCAUUGAAAAUAUGACUACAAAACUUUGUGAUGCUACCAUGGAUACUAUCUUAUCAAAAACUCAAAGUGAAGUUGAGUCGAUUGAUGCUUCAAUAAACCACAUUGACAAUCAAGAGACUGGAAAUGCGCCUAAAGUGUUUGUUAUAGAUGCCACAGAUAAAGUUGAACCAUUGAUUAAAGAACAAGCUAAACAAGAUGAGAAACAAGAAAUAGAGCAAGAGGAAAUCGUUAAAGUUAAAGACACGGUUCAAAAUAUCACUAUUGAAGCUAAUGACACACUUUCGUCACCAGUUGAAGAAAUUAGUCAUGUGCACAAACCAAUCCAAAAAAUGGAUGACACUGAAGAGUUUGGAGCGGAAGAAAUUACCCAGGAUGACACUGAAGAGUUUGGAGCGGAAGAAAUUACCCAGGAUGACCUUGAAAUUCAACCAACUUCUGAAGAGAUCGUAAAUUUUGAAGUUAUCCAAAAGAAUAAUGCACCUGUAAUUGCAAACCAAGGUAGAGAAAUUGUUCAAGGUGCAAGUAAAGACAUACAAGUGAAGGAAUUAGCGAGCGAAAAAAUCAUGAUUAAAGACAAGUCCAACGAAAUAGUUGUCAAUGAUUCGUUUUCUACUAUAGUCCUUGAUGAUUCCAUUUAUAAAGAGGAUCAUGACACUAUUGAUAAAUCUCAAAAUGAAUCUCAUGAAGAUUCUUUAACGACAGAAUUAGCUAAAGCUCAUGAACAUGGCACCUUUACCUCUGAUUUAAUAAAAGAUCAUGCCGAAACUUCAGUCAAUUUGAUGGAUAGCGAAAAUGAUGAAAAAGCAUCUGAAGAAAAGAUUGAAAAUGAGUACGAGAAAAAUUUCAAAGAAACCAUCGAUGAGACUACUGCCUCACAUGAAAUUCCUCAAACAAAAUCCUUCCAACAUGAAGAACAGAUCGAAACUUCUGACGCCGAAACGAUAAAAGAAAGUAAUGCCAAAGAAACCACUGACGAAGCUGUUAAGGCAGUUGAAACAACUCUUCAAGAUAAGCAAGAGUUAGCCGACAAACAUGUUAAGAUUACUAAUAUUGAAACAACAAAUGAAAUUAACCUAAAGGAAACCAUUGGAAAAAUCAGCAAAGAUCUUGAACCAAUAUCCGUUAGUGAUAUUCUCCAUCCCGAGCUUCUACAACAUGAACAAGUACUUGAGAGUGUCGGUGAAGUUAACUCAACAUCCAAACAUGAUUUUAAUAUUGAAUUAUUCCAGCAUGAGCAAGUGUCGGUAGAGGAUAAUGUUGAACCAACCGUUGGCAUUCCUUAUGUAGAGUCGUCUCAACAUGAUCAAAAGUUAACGGAACAAACUAAGGCUACUGAUACUGAAAUAAUCGAUGAAAGUGCUGUUAAAGAAACCAGUGAAGAAAUCAAUGCAGUUAACGUUUCACAUAUGGAGUCCUUACAGUACGAACAAGAUUUAACAAGGGAGAAUAUGGAGUCCUUACAGCACGAACAAGAUUUAACAAGGGAGAAUAGUGAGUCCUUACAGCACGAACAAGAGUUAACAAGGGAGAAUAUGGAGUCCUUACAGCACGAACAAGAGUUAACAAGGGAGAAUAUUGAGUUCUUACAGCACGAACAAGAUUUAACAAAGGAGAAUAUGGAGUCCUUACAGCACGAACAAGAUUUAACAAGUGAGAAUAGUGAGUCCUUACAGCACGAACAAGAUUUAACAAAGGAGAAUAUGGAGUCCUUACAGCACGAACAAGAGUUAACAAGGGAGAAUAUUGAGUCCUUACAGCACGAACAAGAUUUAACAAGGGAGAAUAUGGAGAAUAUUGAGUCCUUACAGUAUGAACAAGAUUUAACAAGGGAAAAUAUGGAGUCCUUACAGCACGAACAAGAUUUAACAAAGGAAAAUGUUGAGUCCUUACAGCACGAACAAGAUUUAACAAAGGAGAAUAUGGAGUCCUUACAGCACGAACAAGAUUUAACAAGGGAGAAUAUUGAGAAUACUGAUACAUCUGCCAUUGAUGUGCCUUAUCCUGGGUCCUCCCACCUAGAACAAGAAUUAAUCAAAGAACAAGUUAAAGCUACCGACAUUAAAAAGACAGAAGAAAGUGCUACUGGAUUAUCAUCCGCUAUUGAUGUUCCUUAUACUGAACCCGAUAAAGAGUUGGUUGAAGACCAAUUUAAGACUGCCGAUAUUGAACCUAUAGGAGAGAUCCCCGAUGAAAAUGUCGUUGAGCGUGAAAGUGGACAUCCUGUAAUCGACACUCUACCGUCCAGGGCACCUGAAAGUAGUGUAACAGCUAACAUAAAUUUCCCCUCAGGUGUUUCUGCAACUAUCGAAGAUCAAAAAACAGAAGAAAUCCUAAAAGCGCCACAAACAAUCUCAAAUGUAUCCAAGAAUUCACGAAAUAACAAGGUAUCAUCAUCUGGUGAAUCAACACGGGAGAUAACACAAGAACUUGUUAUUACACCAAAAUCAAAAUUAACCGGCAAGGGUAACGAAGAGCAAACCGUGGUUUCAACCUCCCAAGAUGUCGUUUUAACAAGGAACAGUAAAAAGCUCUUGCGACAAACCAAUAAAUGUGAAAAGGUUGAAGAUGGCUUAGUUUAUUUGAUUACAACUUUG